UCAGGUUCUGCUCUACUGUCUCUUGCACUUUUUGUGACUUUUCAAAUUCCACCAUCAAUGCGUGCAUUGCCAAUAGAUUGCCAAAAGAACACUGCAGUUUGCCUAGAAGAAAUAAUGAAGGAACUCACCCAAGUUCGAUUUGAGAUUAACAUUCUCACAGAGAACAGAACAUCGUUGAGACGUAAGUAAGAUAUAUUUCGCUUACUCGUAUUUGUUAUUCCAUCUUCUCUCAAUUGUUACUUAUAUUACGGGAGACUUAUUCUGCAGAAUGGUGAAUCUAAAUUAUGUUUCAAAGGACCAAUUUUACAAUUCUAAAAUGUACAGUUUUCUCGUCGGAACUCUCAUCCUUUGCAAUACUCUUUUAACCAGCGGUGUAGUUGAACGUGGAAAGGAAAAAAAAAAAAAAAAGGAUAACACACACUUUGAAAUGUUUUCAGUAACUUUCUCUGAAAGGAGCAACAAACAGUCUAUUAGAAUAAGAAACAGUAUAUUGUUUGGUUUGGAGCCGAUUCGAGAGGCAGGAACCGAGGAAUGAAGGUUCGUUCCAGAAUGUGUAAGACAGUUUUGUUUCUGUGUGUUUGACAAACGUUAAUGAUAUAUUUUUUUGCUUAUGUCCGUUCUAUUUGUAUCGUUUUUCUCCUCAUUAAUUUGCUUCAUACCUAAUCAAAAUUAACGACAGAGGGGCUAAAGUUAACAAGUACGUGUCAACUAUUUUACGGUCAUAUUGUAGAUGAAAAAUCGUCUAAUUUUUCUUUGUCUUUUGUGUCUCAGAUCCAUGAUUAUGACACUAAAAGUACAUAUUUGCAGCACCUGAACACUUGCACCUUCAGAAUAAAUAUAAGGAGAUUCUGUCCAACAGUUAUAGGAUGCUACUAUUGAAAUGAUAUUCCUAUAACAAUGCGGGAGAAGCCCACUAGAAAACUUUUUUUUUAAGAGCAGUUUUUAUGUAUCACUUUUCUCAGCAUUUAUCAAUGUCUUCCUUUGACUAUGUACUAUUGAUAUAUUUAUUGUUAAAAGUGUGAUUCUUAUUCCCUCUCUCAUGUAUGCAUCGCUUUUGUUUUAUUGCAUGAAAAAUAAAAUGUUAUUUGGUGUAAAGGGCAUCUAAUUAGCUUUCUUUAUUAUGCCUAUCUACAAUUUUCUCUAUUUUUUGUAAUUAUUCAAAGGUUGUGAUUGUUGAAGUGAAGGUACGUUACUAAACAUUUGUGUUCAUACCAUUAAUUUGACACGACAAAUUACAUAAAAGAUCUACGAAAAAUAUAGGUUCCGUCUUUUUCUUUCAAAGAUAGAAAUUUUUUACACAAUUUUUCGUCAGGUGCAAUUUCUAUACCCACCCUCGGUUCAAACAUUUCCACACCAUCGAACACCUUUAUUUUAUUUUCAACAGCUAAGAACUGCGCUGAGCUGUACAAAUCUGGUCAAAGGGUCAGCGGUGUUUACACGAUCGACCCGGAUGGUUCAGGCGCCUUUAAUGUAUACUGUGACCAAACUACAACUGGUGGGGGAUGGACGGUGAUCCAGAAGAGAAUGGAUGGCUCUGUCGGUUUUAACCGCACCUGGGAUGACUACAAGCAUGGCUUCGGUAACUUGGUCGGUGAAUUUUGGCUCGGACUAGACAAGAUAAACCGCCUGACACGAAACAAGACAAAGAACAAGCUUCGAGUAGAUCUAGGAGUAAAAACUGGCAAAACUGUGCACUCUGAGUAUGGCUGGUUUGGAAUUGGGACCGAGACAGCUAAGUACUCGCUAAACCUUGGCAAAAUCAUAGGUAAGUAGACCGUUUUUUAGCAUUCAUCCCUCGAUCUUAAUACGUUACUCCUCUCUCAUCAAAAUCUCGAUCUAAAACUCCACGUGGUCGAAUAACGAAGUAGACCCACAUGUCCGGAUUCGUUCUUACUCGGUCGAGAGUUUGGUCCGAGUGCCACAUAAGAAACUUCUUACUAACCUUAUUUUAUUUAUUUAUUUAUUUAUUUUUUUACGGAAAACAACAAGUUUGAAAUUACAAAGACACUAUACGAACCCUUGAAUUAUGCGGAUUUCUUUUGUUCUGUUUUGAAACAGAUGCCACUGUUUCCAAUAAUUCCCUCGUUCCUCAUAAAGGUUCCGGUUUUGGUACCUGGGAUAAGGUUCCUGCUGGUUGUACUCAAAAAAUAGGAGGAGGCUGGUGGUAUGACAGCAGUAUUACUAAAUGUACUAUUUUGUCAAAUCUCAAUAGUAUUUAUCCACGUUGUGGAAAAGAAACCUCGGCCGCUAUUCACUGGGGAUACUUAGAUUCUCGCAGUCCCAAGAGAAGCGCUCCAACAUCAACUGAAAUGAAAAUAAGACCAGUGGAAUUUAUGCACGUGGCUUGA
Molecule: messenger RNA, 2348 nt
Organism: Pocillopora meandrina
Lineage: Eukaryota; Metazoa; Cnidaria; Anthozoa; Scleractinia; Pocilloporidae
Source: the annotation of a GenBank genome assembly